ACAUUUUAUUGUUUACAGUUGUCAUACUGCCCUCUCCAUACGCCCUAGUUACGUUAGUACAAAUCCAACAUAGGCCUACCAAAAUAAAUACACAGCCUCUCUCUCCUAUCCCUUCCAAGCAAACCCCUCCCUGUGAAAAACAGAUAUCCCCCUACAUCCCCGACCCACUGCCUGAUCCUAUCCCCUGACCGAUUCCCUCUUUUGUUUCCAGAACAGCAGACAGAAAUAGAAUCUUCUCCACCGUGCAAUGCCAUAAAUCGCUGCUGCCUGCCUGCCUGCCGGUCCAUCCUGGCCAGCAGCUGCGGCUCCGUCCCUCCCUCCCUCCCUGCCUCCCUCCCUCCCUCCCUCCGUUUCUCCUCAGUGUUAAUGGACCCUAGUCUUCAGCCAAGCUGAGUUUGGAGAGAGAGGGAGAAGGCUGCUGUCGGAUGGUGUUUGAUGGUGACCCUUGUCUGUUUAAUUGUUUCUAGAUAAAUCUCCAUUUGACUGGUUGGAUGUAUGUAUGACACUCAUUCUCUCUUCAUGCUAAUUGUUUUGAUGACCUCAGAGAGGGUAUCUCUUCCUAUUGGUUUCUCUCUCCAUAUCUGCUCUCUGUCUAUCUGUCUCUCUCUGUGUCUCUGUCGAUCUGUGUCUCUCUCUGUCUAUCUGUCUCUCUCUGUGUGUCUCUCUCUGUCUCUCUGUCUCUCUCUCUCUGUAUUUCUCUGUCUAUCUCUAUCUCUCUGUCUAUCUCUCUCUAAUUUAUAAUUUUCUCUUUCCAUGUCCUUCAAUUCUCUGUCACUGUCCCUCCCUCUUUCAUCUUUACUCUCUCCCUCUCUUUUAUUACACCAAGAGUCCCUUGUUUGCUUUCCGGUCUUGUUAGGAGAAAUUGGAAUGUACAAAAAUCACACAAAAGAUACCAACAACAACUGCAAUAAAAGCCUUCUCCCUGACCACAAGGAGAAGCUGAUCCAGGCUAUUAAAAGAAUAAAGCAUGAGGUAGACGAGUGCUGGGAGGCAGAGAGAGAGACGUACAUAUGGUCUGUUGGUGUAGAGAGAUGUUUUGAUAAUCUGGAACGGGAGGUCCGAGCUGAGUUCCAGAACCUCCAUCGCUUCCUGGACGAAGAGGAGACCAUGGACAUGGAGCGACUGAAGAAGGAGAAAGAGAAGAGGGUGAAGCUGCUUAGGGAGAGGGAGAAAAAGAUCGCCAUGCAGGGAAGAGAUCUGGAGAGAGGCAUUGCCACGCUAAACAACAAACUGGCCGAGGAGGAUAGUCCCAAACUGCUCAAAGAGAUUCAAGACCUCUUGAAAAGGUCCCAUGUGGCUUUCAUACCCCCUCCCCAGGUGGAUGUGGAGGUGCGAUCAGCACACUUUGUGGGGCCCAUCCAGUACAGGAUAUGGAAACACAUGAAGAGCUGCCUGUACCCAAAUAUCACUGAAGUGACCUUUGACCCAGAGACAGCCCACCCCCUCCUCACACUCUCCCCCAGCUGCACUUCUGUGUGGUUCGAGGAGGACAAAGUUAUCCCCAAGUCCUCGGAGGAGGAGCAGCCCCCCAACCCCCGCUGCUUCCACUACUACUACAGUGUCAUGGGCCGAGAAGGUUUCAUCACCGGACGCCAUUACUGGGAGGUGGAGGUGGGCCGCAAGACAGCGUGGCGGCUGGGUGUGGCCAGGGAGGACGUCCACCGGGGGGAGAUGGACUCCAGCGGGACCAGUAACGGUCUCUGGACCCUAUCCCUGAAGGGAGGGGCCAUCUUGGCCUGUACAGACCCCAAACCCACCAAGGUCCCGGUGUCCAUCAGGCCCGUCCGGAUCGGAGUGUUCUUAGACUGUGAGAAGGAGGAAGUAGCGUUCUAUAACGCUGUUACCAUGACGCCGCUGUACACAUUCUCCAUGGAAACGGUGUUCGUUCCGCUGAUCCCCUUCUAUAACCCAUGUGACACGGACGAUGGGAGGAACCUGGGUCCCCUAAACCUCUUCAGCCCCUCUAUAUGAGAGUACAAAGAACCAAGGUUGUACUGGAGUAUAUGUCGUUUGGGGAUGAGGUAGAGUGAUAGAUAGAAUUUGGAAAUGGUUUGUUUUAUACAGUGUGUGUUUCAGGUAUAAUUUCAUAGCUGGAUGGAAGCAUGAUGUAAAUUGUAUCUGUUAAAAAUCCAAUGAGUUUAUGAGAUGCAUUUACAUUUACCAGGGGAGGCUGGUGUAAGGAGCUAUAGGAGGACGGGCUAAUUGCAAUGGAAUGGAAUCAAUGGAAAGGAGUCAACAAGGUUUCCAUAUGUUUGAUGUGUUUGAUACUGUUCAAUUUAUUCCAUUCCACCCAAUACAAUGACCCUGUCCUCCCACAAGCCUCCACUGACAUGUACCUAACCAGCUCUAUGGUAUAGCACUAUCAAUUCAUGUUUAUGCCAUUGCGUUCAGGUGUUUGCUUUGUGGUUUGAAUAUUGACAUUUUAUUUGCAUUAAACAUACAAAUAAAUAGAUAAACACAAAACCUUGGUCUGUGCUUAUAACAUCAGAAUGUGAUAUGUUUGUCAUAUUGUCACAUAAUAGGUUAUGAAUGUAGAAAAACCAGACUAACGUAUCUAAAACAAGUGUCAGUAUCCUAAUGGGGGUAGAUACCCAGGGGCUUCAUGACUUAACACGAGGGGUUAACUGCACAAUGAUGUUACCGUUGGCCCAUCUAUAAAUACUGUGGUCAUGCAUCCACAGCUGUGACACUGUCUGCAGUCCAAAUGUCACCCUAUUCCCUAUAUAGUGCACUACUUCUGACCAGGGCCCAUGGGCUCUAGUAAAAAGUAGUGCACUAUGUAGGGAAUAAGGUGCCAUUUGGGACGUAUCUAUUGUGGCAUGGGUAUGGGAGCAAUGUAGAGGAGGGAUGUGGGAGGAGGGGGGGGGGGGACACACAGGGUGACACUGGAGAGUGUGACACUGUGGGAGAACAACUAUGUGUGACAUUGAGUGAGAUGACUGACGUGGAGGUGGGCCGCAAGACAGCGUGGCAGGUGGGUGUGGCCAGGGAGGACGUCCACAGGGGGGAGACUCCAACGGGACCAGUAACGGUCUCUGGACUACCCCUGAAGGGAGGGGCCAUCUUGGCCUGUACACCGUUACAUUUACAGAGACCAAGGCUUCCUCAGUGAGCGCGGCCAUUAGUAUGAUAUCUUACACUAUGCACGGUGUGCCAGAUAGACAGCUAGGAGAAAAGUGCUCCACGAAAUGAGAUCGUAAAAUCUAAGUGCACACACGUUAUGGCCUGCCUGCCUGCCUACCUGCCUGCCUGCCUGCCUGCCUACCUGCCUGCCUGCCUGUCCGAAUAACAUUAUGACAAAUUCAAAGCUUUGGAAAAGUACAGAAUCAAUGACAAGGAAAGGACACUAGAUAUUUUUCUCAUUAUCUUUUGUUUAUUCUUCGUAUAUUUUUUUAGACAUGAAAUAAAGAAAAUAACACCUUUCCUUUACAAAACGCCUGUGUGUCGUGUUGUGAAAAAAGGGAGGAGGGAGAUCAACAGACUACAGAGCGCUACACACUCCAUCACAGCCGAAGGAGUAAACAGACAGAAUCAGAAUCAGGGCAGAGAGAGAUCACUCACAUAGUGCAAGGAACGCCAAUGAGAACACUGGAGUGAAUUUGAGGGGGGUGUCUGUCCCAGCCAGGGAGGGAAUUGAACCCACAACCUUCUGGUCCCAAGACCCAGACACUAACCAACCAUUCCAAAUAGAGUUGACUCACUAGGAGGUGGGUUUGUUACAUUACCCCCUCUUUUGGGAAGCGCUAUAAUACAGUAGUGGUAUAAAACAUGUCAAAUUCAUCCACAUGCACAUCUCAGUUCCACUUCAGGAGGGCUAGGUCUCAAAUACUGUUUGAGGCUUUGGCAUCCAUUUUGAAUUCAACCUGCUGUUUACAUACAAACAGUGCCACUGAAUUCCCAAGUUGUACAACAGUUACUGUCUCACCAAGUUACACAAUACACUUCAAUAUGUUAUUCAUCUCAUGCUAAUGCACAUUCAAAUAAACCCUGAUAACCAAAUACCAAGCAACUAGGUAAUUUAUCACUCUUCCAAUCAUGACUGAGUGUCGAAGUGCAUUAUAUUAAACACUUCCUGUCCUGACUACAAUAUUCUGUAUCUCCUGACUGUGUUGUGUCUCUAUAUACAGUACAGUAGACCUAUAAGGUAGUCAGGUCUGCUCAUAGUACUUUACCGCUGACCUACAUCAUAUAAACCAAACGGUGCCUCUUGGAGUGUAUUUAUAGAAUAUAGGCUGACUAGCCAUUGAAUAUUUGAUUUCAUAUUUGAGGCACUAAAUCAAAGAUGAGAGUCAUCUGGUGUAGAGCACCUCAGAGGUGCAGGUUUGUGUGAUGUUAACCACAUACUGAGUCUGGACAAACACAGAUAGUUUUCUAAACAAAUGUUAGAUGAUAAGCAGAUCAUUGAGGACAAUCAUUUCUAAGCAUGGAUAUGUGACGUCGACAUACAGCUGAAGUUGUGAUUUUAUUUUCUCAUUGCACACACAUAGGCUAGAGGCUUAUACCUAGACACAGAUACAAAAUGAUGUGUCAUACGCACGCAUGCACACAAUACGGGCACGCACAACACACUCACUCAGGUACGAUCACACACGCACACACACGCACACACAUUAGGAUGAAGAUAACAUUAUGACUGAUCAAUCCUCCACACACACACACACACACACACACACACACACACACACACACACACACACACACA
Molecule: messenger RNA, 4702 nt
Organism: Oncorhynchus mykiss (rainbow trout)
Lineage: Eukaryota; Metazoa; Chordata; Actinopteri; Salmoniformes; Salmonidae
Product: zinc-binding protein A33
Molecular function (GO): protein binding
Source: RefSeq, a predicted model, not a curated record